Messenger RNA from Caretta caretta (loggerhead turtle), 10854 nucleotides. It is a transcript of the gene DISP3, whose product is annotated as dispatched RND transporter family member 3. Gene Ontology annotation, cellular component: membrane; cytoplasm. Lineage: Eukaryota; Metazoa; Chordata; Testudines; Cheloniidae. The record is from RefSeq and is a predicted model, not a curated record.
GCGGCGGGCGGGCCGGUGCGCUCCGAGGGCUGCGGGGUCCGUGCGGCGGCCGGGCAGCCGGUGCGCUCCCGGUGCCUUGGGUCAGGGCCGGAGGAGCCGGUGCGCUCCGGGUGGCCCCAGUCCGUCCCGGGAGCGAAGGGGGCCGGGCUGUGCCAGGCGGGAGCGGUGCCCUGCGAGGCGGUGGGGAGCAAGCGCGCUCCGGUCCUGCGGCAGGAAGGGGCGCCCCGGUCCUUGGGCACCGCAGCGCUCCCCGGGGGGAUCCAGCAGCCCGCUGGCCGGGCGCCCGCUGGGGAGAGCGCCUCGCCCCCUGCCCACCGCUGUGUUCCUGCCAUCGGCCCCCCGCACGGCUGCUCCCACCGGCUGGGCUGAGGCGCUGGACAUGGACACUGAGGAUGACCCCUUGUUGCAAGAUGCUUGGCUCGAGGAGGAGGAGGAGGAGGUUGCCUUUGGCCCCCGGAAGAGGAGCAAGGGUCCCCAGCUGUGUGGCAAAUGCCAGUGGAAUCCCAGGCCACUGCCGACAAUGCUGCCAGCGUCCGGCUUUUGGAGCGUGCUUGGCUGGGUCUUCACCAACCCAUGCUGCGCCAGCAUUAUCCUCUUCCUGGGCUGUGCCAUCCCCGCUGCGCUGGCUGUCGUCAUGUUCCUCCACUACCCUACCCUGGAUAUCGACAUCUCCUAUAAUGCCUUCGAGAUCAGGAACCACGAGUCCUCGCAGCGCUUCGAUGCGCUCACCCUGGCCCUCAAGUCCCAGUUCGGCUCGUGGGGCCGGAACCGCCGGGACCUGGCUGAUUUCACCUCGGAGACCCUGCAGAGGCUGAUCUUCGAGCAGCUGCAGCAGCUCCACCCCAACGCCUCUCGGCUGGGCGGUGGGGCCAGGCCAAGGCGCAGCGUGGCGCUUCCCGUGGGCGGAGGGAGGACCAGCCCUGCUGGGCCCGAGGCCCGGCGGAGUCUGGUGAACCAAACCUCCCGCCUCGCCCGGGGUGCUCCACACUGGGACUACUCCAGCGCCUACGUCAGUGCCAAUACCCAGACGCACGCCCACUGGCGCAUCGAACUCAUUUUCCUGGCCCGAGGGGACGCCGAGAACAACAUCUUCACCUCCGAGCGCCUGCUCACCAUCCACGAGAUAGAGCGGAAGAUCAUGGACCACCCCCACUUCCGGGAGUUCUGCUGGAAGCCCCACGAGGUCCUGAAGGAUCUUCCUCUGGGCUCCUAUUCAUACUGCUCCCCUCCCAGCUCCCUCAUGACAUACUUCUUCCCCACCGAACGGGGAGGCAAGAUCUACUACGACGGCAUGGGGCAAGACCUGGCCGACAUCCAAGGGUCCCUGGAGUUGGCCAUGACCCACCCGGAGUUCUACUGGUAUGUGGAUGAGGGGCUUUCGGCAGAGAACAUGAAGAGCUCCCUCCUCCGCAGCGAGAUCCUUUUCGGGGCCCCCCUGCCCAAUUAUUACUCGGUGGAGGAUAGGUGGGACGAGCAGCGCAGCAAGUUCCAGAGCUUCGUGGUCACCUACGUGGCCAUGCUGGCCAAGCAGUCCACCAGCAAAGUGCAGGUGCUGUAUGGUGGGACAGAUUUGUUUGACUAUGAAGUGAGGAGGACCUUCAGUAACGACAUGCUGCUGGCCUUCAUCAGCAGUAGCUGCAUCGCAGUCUUGGUCUAUAUCCUCACCUCUUGCUCUGUGUUCCUGUCUUUCUUUGGCCUGGCCAGCAUUGGGCUGAGCUGCCUGGUGGCGCUGUUCCUGUACCACGUGGUGUUCGGGGUCCAGUACCUGGGCAUCCUCAAUGGCGUGGCCGCCUUUGUCAUUGUGGGGAUCGGUGUCGAUGACGUCUUUGUCUUCAUAAACACGUACCGCCAAGCCACCCACCUGAAGGACCUGCAGCUGCGCAUGAUCCACACCAUCCAGACGGCAGGGAAGGCCACCUUCUUCACCUCCUUGACCACAGCUGCGGCGUACGCUGCCAACAUCUUCUCACAGAUCCCUGCCGUGCAUGACUUUGGUCUCUUCAUGUCGCUCAUUGUGUCCUGCUGCUGGGUGGCCGUGCUGUUCACCAUGCCGGCUGCUCUUGGAAUAUGGACCCUCUACAUGUCCCCCCUGGAGAGCUCCUGUCAGGCCAGCUGCAGUCAGAAGUGCGGGAAGACGAGCACUUUGCCCAUUGCCGAUGACCUGUUACUUGCCUCGGAGGAUGCAGCCGGUCCAGGCCAGGGGUCACUCCCGUACCUCGAUGAUGACAUCCCACUGCUCAGUGUGGAGGAGGAGCCGGCGGCUCUGGAAAUGGGGGAUGUGCCCUUGGUGUCUGCACUGCCGGAGAACUUGCAGCUCCCGGCCGAGAAGGUCAGGAAAGGUCACUUGAUCGCCCAUCUGCAGGAGCUCCUCCAGCACUGGGCGCUGUGGUCUGCGGGGAAGAGCAGAUGGGUGAUUGUGGGGCUCUUUGUCAUGGUCCUGAUCCUGUCCAUAUUCUUCGCUAGCCGCCUCCGCCCAGCUAGCCGCGCUCCUCUCCUGUUCCGGCCCGACACCAACAUCCAGGUGCUCCUGGACCUCAAGUACAACCUGAGCGCCGAGGGCAUCUCCUGCGUCACCUGUUCAGGUUUGUUUCAGGAAAAGCCCCACAAUCUGCAGAGCAACAUCCGAACCUCCUUGGAGAAGAGGAAACGGGGCUCGGGGCCCCCUUGGGGGAGCAGAGGGGGCGCGGCUGAUGCUGUGCAGCAGGAUCCCCAGGGGACUGUGUAUGUCUCCAAGUCCAAAGGCCAGGGAAGGCCACCCAUCUACAGGUUCUCCCUCAAUGCCAGUGUUCCUGCCUCGUGGCAGAUGGUGUCCCCGGGAGAUGGGGAAGUGCCCUCAUUCCAGGUGUAUAGAGUUCCUUUCGGUAACUUCACCAAGAAGCUGACAGCUUGUGUGUCCACAGUAGGGCUGCUUCAGCAGACGAGCCCCCGGAAAUGGAUGAUGACCACUUUAUCCUGCGACGCCAAGAGAGGCUGGAAGUUCGACUUCAGUUUCUACGUCGCGGCCAAGGAACAGCAGCGAACGCGGAAGCUGUAUUUCGCCCAGUCGCACAAGCCCCCUUACCACGGCCGAGUGUGCAUAGCGCCCCCUGGCUGUCUUCUCAGCUCUAGCCCGGACGGACCCAACAAAGGCUUCCUCUAUGUGCCCAGCGAGAAGGGGUCCCCCAAGAUGAAGCUCUCGGCCACCUCAGGCUUUAACCCGUGUGGGAACACCGGCUGUGGGAAGCCAGCAGUGCGGCCGCUGGUGGACACGGGGGCCAUGGUGUUUGUGGUGUUUGGCAUCCGCGGGGUGAAUCACACCCGACACCCGGAUAACCACGUCAUCGGAGACAUGGGCAGCGUUAUCUACGAUGACAGCUUUGACCUCUUCAAAGAGAUUGGCAACCUGUGCCUCAUCUGCAAGGCCAUUGCCGGCAAUGCUGAACUGGUGAAGCCGGGAGGGGCCCAGUGCCUGCCCUCAGGCUACAGCAUCUCCUCCUUUCUGCAGAUGCUGCAUCCUGAGUGUAAGAACCUCCCAGAGCCGAACCUGCUCCCCGGGCAGCUCUCCCACGGGGCGGUGGGGGUGAAGGAUGGCAAGGUGCAGUGGAUCUCCAUGGCUUUUGAAUCGACGACCUACCAGGGCAAGUCUUCCUUCCAGACCUACUCCGACUAUCUGAAGUGGGAGACUUUCUUGCAGCAGCAGCUCCAGCUCUUCCCUGACAGCUCCGCUCUCCGGCACGGAUUCCAGACCUGCGAGCACUGGAAGCAAAUCUUCAUGGAGAUCAUAGGUGUGCAGAGUGCCCUUUACGGUCUCAUCCUCUCGCUGGUUAUCUGCGUGGCUGCAGUUGCUGUGUUCACCACGCACCUUCUCCUCCUGCUGCCGGUGCUGCUCAGCAUUCUAGGGGUUGUCUGCCUGGUGGUGACCAUCAUGUACUGGUCUGGCUGGGAAAUGGGGGCUGUGGAGGCGAUUUCUCUCUCCAUCCUCGUCGGCUCCUCCGUCGAUUACUGCGUGCACCUGGUGGAGGGCUACCUGCUGGCGGGAGAGAACUUGCCCCUUCACCAGGCAGAGGACCCCACUUCCUGCCGCCAGUGGAGGACGAUCGAAGCCGUCCGGCAUGUGGGCGUGGCCAUCGUCUCCAGCGCAGUCACCACGGUGAUCGCCACCGUCCCGCUCUUCUUCUGCAUCAUCGCCCCCUUUGCCAAAUUCGGGAAGAUCGUGGCCCUCAACACGGCCGUCUCCAUCCUGUACACCCUGACUGUGAGCACGGCCCUGCUGGGCGUCCUGGGGCCCAGCACCUUCACCCGCAGCAGGACUUCCUUCCUCAAGGCUCUGGUGGGGGUUCUCCUGGCGGGCGUCUUAGGGCUGUGCGUUUGCCUGGCCCUGCUGCAGAGUGGCGUGAAGAUCCCCCUCCCCAGCGGGACGUCCCUGUAGUCCCCACACCGGGCUGCCUCCGUCUCUCUUUCGCCCUGUUUUUUUUUAAAGGAUAUUUUUUGUAAAAAUGAAAAAAAAAAUCCCUUUUUCUGGACGUUUUUUCAACUCCAGAGGCACUUUAUUUUCUACUGGGUUUUGCUCUAAACUCGUAUUUAUUUUGGCGGUGGCGGAUGGACGGACUGACAGUGCACCAGGGCCACAGUAACUCUCAGCCGCCUCCUCCUCCUCCUCCUCCUUUUUCUUGUUUGUUAAUGAAUGGAGGGUUUGGAGAUCCUGGCACCCCACCCCCUGUAUGACACCCCCCUGAUGUAUGCGCCAUCACAGAUGUUCCACUGAGGCCUUCAAAAUAGGACUUAAGUGAGAGAUAGGCCUUGUGAGUUUCAUCCCCUGGGCUCGAUCCUUGACUCGGGUAAUCUACUUCUGCUGAUUUACACCUGCAGAGAGUCCGGCCUUCUGAGAUGAGGAGGUUUUGGGGGCGUUGGGGAAAGUCCACUGAGGUUGUCGAAGGGUCAGUGAUUCCCAAGGAAGCUCCUGCUGCCACUGGUCGGUGCCCCAGCCUACGGGGAUCUAGUGUGUGCACCAGCCGGGUUGGCUAUCGUGGGAGUUCUUGUUGGCUGAGCUCACGUGUCGCUUUGGGGUUAUCUGUCUGUUCGGUUUGGCUGGACGCAGCUGCUGGUGUGUCCUUUUCAGGUGGAGUCCCAGAGCCAAGAGCGCAGCGGGGUUUAGGGGUCCCUUUUCCUGAGCGUGUGUUGUGUGCUGGGGAUGAGUUUGCCGGAUACUUUAUGGGCACAUACCCCUGUCCUGGCGCUAAGGUGAAGCCCACAGGGUCAUCUGCUUGUCGACCUGCCCCCACCCUCUCUCUUUGCCUCCCCACUUAGCCUGUGAUGGCCACUCUGACGCAUUCCCACCUCUGUGCCCCAGGCUCAUUUUGUCAAGUGAGCCGCUUCAUGGGGCACUGGCUUUGGGUCGUCAACAGCUAGAUUGUCUGCAGGUAGCAUCUUCUCCUCUUCACCGGGGGCACUGCAGGGGCUCGCCCCCGCUAUUCUAAACACCAGCUCUAACGGAUGGGCCGGGGAUCCUAUCUCCCUCCUGGGGCAGGGACCCUCCAUAGCAUUGUGCAGUUAGCUCAUGGGCGUAGUUACAGUCAGCAAUGCAGGGAGCAGGAAUGCAGUUCCCUAAUCUGUCUCUCUCCAGGCCCAGCCGUCGGCCUAAGACAGUGACAGCAGCCAGCACCAAAGUUUCCUCCCACUCAUCACCUGUGCCGCUCGGCGUGGGUAACAUCUCCCCCUGCCACCGCCACUGGGGAGAGAAUCGUGGGCCUUCAACCCACCACACAGGCCUCUCCCACUGGGAGCAAUGAUGCACGUAGCCCCCGUCCCAUUGAUAAAGGGCGGGGCUCAUCCUAUGUGGCAGUUUUGAUGCAGCCCCCGGCAGCUGCCUGCUUGGAACAGAUGGUUUAUAUUAAAGUAGAAUGAAAUUGCAAAGUGGCGCCAUUAACAAGUACAUUUUUAGGCAUCACUGAUUUCAUCAUAUUCUUAAAGUGGAAAUAACUAAGUGUGUGCAUUGAUAUGCGGCACAUCUGUUCCCCGGCAGAAGGGGCGCGGGUCAGGCCCAAUGGGAGCUGCAUUAAACAUUAUUUACCAGGAGACGCGGCAGCAGGAGUGGGGCUGGGCUUAUCAUUUGUUUGCAGAUACUGAAUCCCUGGUGGAUUCGUAUUUGCUCUCUGGAUUGAAUGGCCCCUUUUAAAAAAUGUAAGCGCCCAGUGGGAUUAGAUCUCUCCGUACCCCAUUCGUUGCCUGGGCCGGUGACCACUCUGCUGAGCUCAGCAGCCCCUUCUGCUCGGGUUCGUGUCCCCAGCUCAGGUCCCUGGCAGAGUCCAUGAUAAAUUAAUUUCAUGCAUUUAUUGGUGCCUUUUGAGGUGCAGGAUUUUCCCUGGGAAACUGGAUUUAGGACCAGACCUUACGAGGGUGCUCAGCUUCCGUUGGCUUGAACAGGAGCUGGGGGAGGGCUCAGCACUCCUCUCCUUGCAGGACUGGGCCCUUCAUCCCUUUCACCCCCUGCAAAUUCAGCUACCAGAUUGUCUCCUGUGUGGCUCAGAAGGGACCUGCAUGCUCAGAAUUAGCCCAGCUCUGGACGCAGCCUGUCAGUGGUCCUGAGGCCGGGGGAAAUUAGGAGCAACUCUAUUGCUGGCAGAGAAGUCACGCUGGUGUGCGAGCAGAAUCAGGCCCAGGGUUUUCAUUACCGUGUUGCAGCUGAGUUCCUGCCACAGCUGCUUUGGCAUUCAAUGAAUCCUGGGCCCAUUAGUCAUUCCCCAUUAGCUCAGACUCCAGCAGGGGCAAGUUUCUGUGUCUCUGACCUGUGCUUCUCCAUGGGCCUGCAGAGCCCUAUGUCCCCUGAUUUCCAGCGCUGCUUUCCAGGCACCAGCUUGCUCUGACGUUCCAACCUCAAGAUCAAUUAACUAGCGCCCCAGAGUGGCACUUGGUUGCACGGAGCAUCAGUGGCAGCGUGGCUGGGGUACCGGGUGUGUGCAUGUGACACAGGGAGAGGGUGAGUGCAAGGAGAUGGACCUGAUCAGCAUCACCAAAGCGAUGGCGGGUCUGACAGCAGGACUUGAACUGAGCAAAUGCUUCAGCCUCCUGAGACUGAUUAAAGCCACUGUUUGUUUGUUUCCAGGUCAACAGACAGACAAGAGGAGAAGGGGCCUGUGUGUGUGUGUGUGUGAGAGAGAGAGAGAGAAACAGAGACAGCCCCUGGAGAAAGUCACUCUCGCUGUGUGUGAAGGGAGGGAUUGGAGUGUCUGGGUAAGGACACAGAUCUGUGUCUAGCCCUGCAAACUGCUCAUUAGAGCAAAUGCGAGCCCAGGAGGUGGGUUUUUUUUUUUUGUUUUGUUUCCCCUCCCCGCAUAUACAAAGACUUCUGAUGUAAGUCUUUCCCCCUCCGGAUGGGGCUGAGAACUGCAUGCUGGGAUUGCCAGCUCAGCCACUCCUGGGAGGUGUAACAAAGCAGCUGGAAACCUUUUAUAUCUCUUGGGUCCAAUCUGGUGAGGUGCUGGGUUUCCCUGGGGGUGGGGUUGCCACUGGAGUUUGGGAGUUGGAGGGCACUCAGGACCUAGCAGGAUUAGGGGCUGUCCAUAAAUUAUGCCAUGCAUUAGGGAUGGGUGGGUGGGAAGGCGCUUAACCUCAUGGGUUUGUUUCAGUGUCACAAGGGGUGGGCAGGUCUUGAAAAUCACCAACAAAAUGUGUGUAAUUUAUGGACAGCCCCUUGGGGCUCUCACCCUGAGUGCUGGGGCCUGACUGCAGAGAGGUUCCCAUUGUUUCUCUCUCUCCCCAUCCCAGCUUUAGUAGGAGAAUGGGGUUUGGCUAGUGUCAGGCGCAGGAUGUGAUGUUCUGCUUGUAGCUUUGGAAGGUGUUCGACAGGGAGGGGGAAGUGAGAGCAAAUAGCAGAAUAAGUUAGAAAGUGGGGAGACUGAGGCCUCAUUGUGCCAGGUGCUGUAUAAAUGCACAGUGAGAGGCAAAACCUACCACAGAGAGAUCCAUCUAUGGGGCAAGACCAAGCGUGGGCUGGGGCGGGGCGGGGGGAAACUGAGGCACAAAGAGGUGAAAGCGACUUGCCCAAGAUCACCCAACAGGCCAGCGGCAGAGCCAGGAAUAGAAUGCAGGUCUCCUGACUCCCAGGCCAGUCUAUCCACUAGAGCACACAGCUCGUAUCCUCUAAUUCUAAUAUUUAACUUCACAUAUCAACCUGGUUUUAACAGCUCUUGCCUUAAGGGCCCAGCUGAAACAUCCCGGCCCCCUCUCGCUUUUAUCCAGCAACCCCGCUGACCAUCAGUGUACCCGAAAGGAGAGCACAGCAGGUUCAGUUCAGCCGGUGAGAGGACGUGAGUUUCAAAGCUUGCUGUCUCCUAGCAGCACCCCGGCUGUGUCUCCCCGCAGGGCUACCUGUAAAUAGCUGUCGGUGGCUCUCCCCUGUUGAUGACCCUGCCUGCUGGCUGCCUUUAGGAUGCUUAUGCCUCCUUUAGCAAAUACCACCCUAAAUGUAUAAUGGAAUGGGACCAAACCGCCCUAAAGGUGCUUCAGACCCUCCACCUCUCCCCAAGAGUCUGAGGAGAGGGCCCCUCACUGGCAAAUGUGUAUGCUUGGCCCCAGGGGGCCAAGGUUUGCUUUGGCCUUAUUUCCUGGAACAACCCCACAGUCUCCAGAUUAGAAAAUGGCCCAUUUGCUUGAGCAAAUACAAAGGUGGGUCUGAUGCUGCCAUAGUGGGAAUUGGAGCCCUGAAACAGCUGCUCAUAGCACUGGGAAUCAAGAACUGGCUGGCAUGGUGCCAGCCCUUCAGCAGAUGCUGUGUCUAAAUCAGCCCCUCCAAACCUUCACCUGUCUCCCUCCCCUAAUGGCUCCUCUGCAGCCUGCAUCUGAGAAAAUGCUGAUUUGCCCAAGGAGAAAUGUUUCCCAGAAAGAUGGUUGUGGGGUUUGUUUUUGACAAAUUUGUGUUUUUUAAAAAAAAAAAAUCUCAAGGGAGCGUUCUGCCCCGGCGCACAUGCUCUGUUUCAACCGUUGCAGCCCAGGCUGUUUUGAUUUUUCCGUUUCAAAACAAUUUUUAAAAAUUUUAUAUGAUGUAAUCCAAAAGAACCUUAAAAAGUCAUAAUUGGAACAAAAUGUUUAGACUUUCCCAAAGUGAAAUGUGUCAAUCGACCCAAAAUGAAAUUUUUUUCAGAAUUUUAUUUUGCGGGAAAAUUUCAAAAUUGGGUGUUUUCAUUACGUUUCGGCCUAGAAAACACUUCCAAAAGCAAGGAAAACCCGGUUCCUCCCCAGCUGUAAGCAGCAGCCUCCCACCACUUGGCCGUAGGUGGGGAUCGAAGGGUGUUGCUAUUUGUUGUUGUUUGUAUUACAGCGGCACGACUGUCCUGUGUACAGUACAAAUGUAACUGUUGUUUGUGCUACCAAGAGGCCCCGAGUCAGGUCAGGACCCCAUUGUGCUAGGCACUGUACGGACACACAGUAGGAGGCAGUCCCUACCUCAAAGAGCUUACAGUCUAUGUUGAAUGGGGUUGGGGUUGGGAAAAUCGAGGGCAAGUGACUUACUCCAGGUUCUACGCUAGGUGAGUGGCAAAGCUGAGAAUCGGACCCUGAGCUCACUCCUCGGCCUACACUGCCUCCCUUGAGUUACAUGGUGAUCUCUGCAAUGAGCUGAUAGUCUCAGCCCGGAUCUAGGUGAGAAGUACCCAUAUCAAAGUUGGCCUCCUUUUGUGGCAGGUGCAGCCUGUCAGCUGCCUGGGGCAUGGAGCCCGAACUCUCUCUUUGAGAGGGGUCCCCUGGCCGGUCAGUGAGGCCUGCCCCAUGGUGCUGGCCCUGUCCUGUGGGGCAUAGGGCACAUCAGAUGCCAUGAAGCCAGCUUGAAAAUUAAGUGUGGGGAAAAAGGAAUGGAAAAAACCCAGCAGCAUUUGCUGGGUGGGGGAGAGGGGGACAGGCCAACAGCCAAGAGGGGGAAGGACGAGACGGUCACUUUUGGGGGCCCUGACCUUGGCUCUACUGGAGCCAGAUUGGAAUAGUUGGUUUCCCAGUCUUCAAAGAGACUUUUCUGGCCCUUAAUUUUCUUGCUGGAGAAUCCUGCUCUCCUGGAAGGCUAUAAAAGGCCUGUUAUUUAUCACAGCAACUGACAUAAAUCGUCCCGCCCUCUCCUGCAGCUUAGCCUUGCCGAUUGAUUUAUAGCCAAGCAGGGCAAACUCAAAGCCUAUUCCUUUCAAAAUCACUCCUCCCAGUGGGUAGCGUUUACAGCUCAGCUCACACGUUUUAAUCAGUGUGGAGCAUGGAGCCUGAACGCCACAGAGCUAGGGCCCUUGCUAAUGCAGUAGUGGGGGGAGGGGAUACCUCAGCUAACUCCCCAUCUGCCCUGGGUUAGGUUCAGAGCUGCCUCUGCCUGGGGGCAAGUGUCCGUCAAGAUCCGGUCUCCUCUCUCUAUUGUGAGCAGGCAGCUGACCUGCAUAGGGUCCCGAUCUCCCCCUCCGCUGCACCUGGGCAGUGUGGCAAUUCCAUCCUGGUAGGAGGGCUGCUGGGAGGGCAAAGAGAUGGGAGUGGGAGGCCAUGCAAGCUGGGCCGGUGGAGGGGGGAGGGGGCACGGAGGUGGGAGGGUGAGGGCUAGGCAGGGAGUUCAGACACCUUGGAGGUGGGUGGGCAGAGACUGAGGGAAGGGAUGGCUCUGGGAAACGGAAGAGUGAGGAGCAAGCUAGUGGGAGGGGGUGGGCUGAGAGCGGAGGGUAGUGAGGGCAGAGGGCUGGGCUACGGUGCGUUUCACCUUGUGUGCAGACGUGAGCGCGCUGGCUCUCCGAGGGCCGAGGCACAAUCCCUGAUGUCAUGUACCCACGUUACUUUUGUAAGUCCUCUCCUGCCCACACUACUUUUGGUGUUCCUUGACUUUUGGAGACUGUUGUAAAUAAAAGAUUUUGACAUUCA